GAUCAUAUAGCGAUACACCAUUAUACACUUCAAUUUGUACGUACUUGAUCGACCGAUUAUUAUAUAUGGCUCUUAUGGCACAAGAGAACACUUCCCUAGUGUUAAGCGUAACACGAGGGGAGCCGGAGUUUGUGUGUCCGGAAAAGCCGACACCCCGAGAGCUUAAACUGCUCUCGGACAUUGAUGACCAGGAGGGUCUUCGAUUCCAUAUGCCAGGAAUAAUGUUCUACCGAGCUGACCCCUCUAAUUAUAAGGAGGGUAAAGACCCGGUUAAGGUUGUUAAGGAUGCUUUGGCUAAGGCUCUUGUUUUUUUCUAUCCAUAUGCCGGCCGACUAGUAGAAGGGCCAAGUAGGAAGCUUAGUGUUGAUUGCACGGCUGAGGGUGUACCCUUCAUCGAGGCUGAUGCGGACGCAACACUUGAGGAUUUUGGUGGUGAAAUCCAUCCUCCAUUUCCUUUGGAGGAUUUGCUUUAUGACAUUCCUGGUACUGAUGGAAUUCUAGGGACUCCCUUGCUCAUUAUUCAGGUAACACGUCUAAGAUGUGGUGGAUUCAUUGUUGCCCUUCGAGUAAACCAUGUGAUCAACGACGGAAGUGGUAUAAUGCAACUUAUGAACGCCGUUGGUGAGAUAAGCAGAGGCUUUACCACCCCUUCCAUCCUCCCAGUUUGGGACCGCGAACGCUUAACCGCUGGAGAACACCACAAAGUCAGUUACCCACACCCUGAGUACGACCAACAUCAAGUUGACGACCAUCAUUCUAAUGAUGAAUUAGCUGACUUAAUCCAGCAAUCCUUCCUCUUUGGUCCUUCCGAGAUUGCUGCCCUACGACGCAAUAUCCCUCCGCAAACCAAACAAUUCUCCACAUUUGACAUUCUUAGUGCUUCUUUGUGGCGUUGUCGAACCAUGGCACUUGGACUUGACCCUGACGAGGAAGUUCGCUUGCUCUUCGCUGUCAAUGCCAGGACCAAGUUUAAUCCGCCCCUUGCGAAGGGAUAUUACGGAAAUGCGUGUGCAUUUCCGGCUGUUUGUGCUAAGGCAGGGGAUAUAUGCAAUAACAAAGUUGAGUAUAUUUUGGAGUUGAUAAGGAAAGCUAAAAAUGAAGUGAAUGAGGAAUAUAUGAGGUCUAUUAUGGACCUUAUGGUCACAAAAGAUAGACCACAUUUUAGUGUGCAUCAAUCCUAUGUAGUGUCGGAUCUAAGGCAUUUAGGGUUUGCAGAUGUUGAUUUCGGGUGGGGAAAGCCCGUUUUCGGAGGGCCGGGGAGUAAUGGGUCAGUACCAGAUGCAAGCUUCUUUAUUUCCUUUAAGAAUAUCAAAGGAGAGACGAUGAUUAUGGUGCCCAUUUCCUUGCCUGUUCAUGCUAUGGAUGUUUUUGUUAAGGAAUUAGGAGAGAUGCUGCGUCACGUUUAGCACCAUGGAUACCGUUAAUUUCAGCAAUGUCAAAUCUUACUGAUUCCUUCUUACUAUUGUAAUAAUUUAAUAAAUGUUGAUUGUAAGGUUUUAUAAGUAACAUGUACAAUAAAUUCACAAAUGUGCUAUUAUUUUUUA
Spinacia oleracea (spinach) is the source of this 1544-nucleotide messenger RNA. Its product is annotated as benzyl alcohol O-benzoyltransferase-like. The record is from RefSeq and is a predicted model, not a curated record. Lineage: Eukaryota; Viridiplantae; Streptophyta; Magnoliopsida; Caryophyllales; Amaranthaceae. Bases 66 to 1406 code for a protein of 446 amino acids. The transcript is spliced from 2 exons.